Molecule: messenger RNA, 1200 nt
Organism: Xyrauchen texanus (razorback sucker)
Lineage: Eukaryota; Metazoa; Chordata; Actinopteri; Cypriniformes; Catostomidae
Gene: mrpl15
Product: mitochondrial ribosomal protein L15
Exons: 5
Coding region: 50-940 (296 amino acids)
Biological process (GO): translation
Cellular component (GO): mitochondrial large ribosomal subunit
Molecular function (GO): structural constituent of ribosome
Source: RefSeq, a predicted model, not a curated record
GUGUGACACGUUGGUCUCCCUACGUCUUCUGCCCUUGACGAGCUCUGCGAUGUCUGUGAGCAAGACAACCGGAGGAAAAACCGUCAACAUUGUAAAGAACCUUCCUCGCAUAACACUCGCCAAUCUUCGGCCAAACCCGGGCGCAAAGAAAGCUGAGAAGCACAGAGGUCGAGGUAUGCAUGGCGGCAACAGAAGUGGGCGGGGACAUAAAGGUGAACGACAGCGCGGGAAUCGACCACGACUGGGCUUUGAGGGUGGACAGACACCGUUCUAUCUGAUCAUCCCAAAAUAUGGCUACAACGCUAAUCACAGUCGUAGACCCCAGUAUCCCCCACUCUCCUUGCGCAGACUGCAGUACCUCAUAGAUUUGGGGCGUGUUGACCCCACACAGCCCAUCGAUCUGACCCAGCUCGUCAACAGCAGAGGAGUCACGGUCCAGCCUCUGAAACGAGACUAUGGCAUCCAGCUCAUUGAUGAGGGUGCUGAUAUGUUUUGUGCCAAAGUUAACCUGGAGGUUCAGGUUGCAUCAGAGAAAGCCAUUGCUGCUGUUGAACGAAAUGGGGGCGUGAUCACAACCAGCUACUAUGAUCCACGCAGUCUCCAGGUCCUCAUCAAACCAGUCCCUUUCUUCCUAUCUGGGCAACCCAUUCCCAAACGCCUCCUUCCUGGUGAAGACCUUCUCCCAUACUACACGGACGCCAGUAACCGCGGCUACCUCGCAGAGCAUGAUAAGAUUCAAGCUGCGCGGCUAGCUCUCGCUAAGAAGUACGGAUACAGCUUACCUGACAUCACCACAGAUAUGAUGUUUGAAAUGCUGGCUCAAAGAAAGGAUCCUCGUCAGAUCUUCUUCGGGUUGUCACCCGGGUGGGUGGUUAAUAUGGCCGACAUGAAGAUCCUCAAACCUAAAGAUGAUAAAGUCUUGCAGUAUUAUGGCUCAUAAUGCUUCAUUACUCACAAUGUAUUGACUAUGGACGUAAGAUCAGUGUGUAUAUAGAGUGAAAUACUUGUUUAAAUUCUUUUUCUAUAAUAAAAUUCCAUCCCACAGUCCGUUCUUAUUGUUGAUUUAAAACCAGAAAGACAUCUAAGGAUACCAUUUGAAGGAUGAAUCAGCCUUGCCAAUGAAAACGUCUUAAUGAGUCAACCAUAAUUUGAAGAAAGAUGUGCCGUACCGGAAACGCUUUGUAUGAAGUCUAUACAUAC